CACCAAGAUUCAUUCAUCACAUAUACUCUUGGUGUUCUAACGCAGACAAAAUACAAGUCUAAGUCAUGUCCCAAUCACCCCCCUCGACGGAGGGAACCCAAUGCAACAACACAAAACACCUUCUCCGCCGCCUCUUCGACGAACUGGGGCUCGUCACCGUCUGGCGUUCCCCGCGCGACGUCAAGCUCCUCUGCGCCCAGCGGUUCGUGCGACUCUUCGCUUACGGCACCUCCACACUGAUCCUGGUCUCGUAUCUCUCCGCGCUGGCCAUCCCCGACGACCGCAUCGGGCUGUUUAUGAUGUUGACGCUGGUCGGCGAUGUGGUGAUUAGUUUCCUGCUGACCUUGUUUGCGGACGCGAUGGGGCGGCGGGCGGUGCUGGCGCUGGGCUCGGCGCUGAUGGCGGGUAGCGGGGUGGUGUUUGGCCUCGGGGCGGGGUUUUGGGGCUUGUUGGCUGCGGCGGUACUGGGGGUGAUCAGUCCGAGCGGCAAUGAGAUUGGCCCCUUCCGCGCCGUCGAAGAGUCCACCCUCGCCCAUCUGACCCCCCACGAGGAACUCAGCGAUAUCUUCGCCUGGUAUUCCCUGCUCGGCAACGCGGGCACCGCUCUGGGCAUGAUAUCGUGCGGGUGGGCGAUCAAGGCCCUGCAGGACACCAAAGGCUGCGAUUUCAUCACCGCCUGCCGCGUCAUGUUCUUCGUGUAUGCAGCCAUUGGACUGUUGAAGCUGGUGUUGACUCUGUGUCUGAGUCGCGAGGUCGAGGCGACCCAAGAGAAGCGCGCGGCGCAGGACGCGCAGGAGACUGGUGAAACCGAGCCGCUGCUGGGUGAUUGUCCGAACAAUGCGCAGCAGCAGCAGCAGUCGACCAAAAAGGACAAGCCGUCCAUUUUGGCUGCCUUUGAUCGCGACCUCUUGAGCUUGGUACUCAAGUUAUUCUUGCUGUUCGGGUUGGAUUCGUUUGCCUCCGGACUGGCAUCGCUAUCCUGGAUGACGUACUUCUUCAAGCGUAAGUUCGCGCUCCCCGAGAGCGAGCUGGGGUCCAUCUUCUUCAGCACAUCGAUUGUCAGCGCCGCAUCGAUGAUCGUCGCGUCGUCUAUCGCCAAGCGCAUUGGCAAUGUCAAGACGAUGGUCUUCACCCAUCUCCCCUCUGCAGUCUGUCUAGCCCUCAUUCCCUUCCCCUCGGUGCUUCCCCUCGCGCUCAUGCUCCUCGUCCUCCGCGCCUGCACGCAGAACAUGGACGUGGCUCCGCGAUCGGCAUUCCUCGCCAGCGCCUUGCCCUCCGACAAGCGCACAGCCAUCAUGGGCGCCGUCAACGUGGUCAAGACCAGUGCGCAGAGCAUGGGGCCGCUGAUCACGGGGGUGCUGGCCAGUAAAGGGCAGUUUGGGGCUUCGUUCACCGUAGCCGGGGUCCUCAAGGCCUGCUAUGAUAUCGGCAUGUUGGUCUGUUUUGGAGGGCGAACCGCGAGGUGAUAUAUUUGAGUACAGAAUUCCAAAGUACAUUUUUGGUUUAUCAUAUCCUGUGACGUUGUUCUGUGAGAGCGGCUUCUAAAUAAAAGACCGGUUUGUAUGAGGCUUUUCCUGCUCGAUUAUGCUGCAUGUGAGCAAUCUCUCCGAAAGUCCACUCUGCGAUCAAAACGUUUGACCUCUUCAGCUUUGUGUGUUGAGGGUAGUCAGCUAGUGAUCCCACAGUCGCCCUUCUAUUCUGCUAUGCCCUUCUAUUCUUUUAUGCACGAUUCGUUGCUGGUC
This is a messenger RNA of Aspergillus saccharolyticus JOP 1030-1, 1742 nucleotides long. RefSeq names its product putative MFS transporter. Gene Ontology annotation, biological process: transmembrane transport. The record is from RefSeq and is a predicted model, not a curated record. The coding region runs from base 66 to 1466 and encodes 466 amino acids. Gene Ontology annotation, molecular function: transmembrane transporter activity. Gene Ontology annotation, cellular component: fungal-type vacuole membrane. NCBI's taxonomy places the organism in Eukaryota, Fungi, Ascomycota, Eurotiomycetes, Eurotiales, Aspergillaceae. The transcript has 4 exons.